GUUGUGGAAGCCGGUCGAGCUCGUGUCUAUGUGCGUAAGUGUGUUUUCCUCCCUCACCCUGCCUGUUGGGUGGGAUGUCGGUGCCCCUUGUUUUGUGUUGUGAGCGCAAGGUGCAAACCUAUUAUUACUCUCUGGAAAUGCCCGAGAGACUCCGUCGCCUCUCCAGCCGCUAAUCUACAAAGUCACAAGCGGAGAAAGAAACGGCAAGGAGGCGCGUUUCUCUCAGAGCCCCAAAGGAUCGGUGAGGGCUUCCCGGUACCAGAGAUCUGAUUCACAUGGGGAUGGGGGUCAGCGUGCCUAAUCUGGAAUCACUCCCCCGCCACGUCCCUGCAACCCGAUCCAGCUCCUUUUAUUGGGAAAAUUACUGGUGCUUCUAAUCAUACCUAAUUCGAAUAUAAAUUCAAGCAAGACGUGUUUGUGAGUUUGGGAGGCUCCGUGGUCAAUUACUAGGAGGGUACAGAAGGACGGGGUCCGAUCAACUUGUCGAUCGCGCUGUCGGUUCUCCGUGACACAGCGCUGAGGCGAGUGAUCCACGGUUGUAACCUUGGAGAGCGAAACUGCGAUGGGAUUGCAGCGCUUCACAGGGUUUAAGAUCUAACGCCACCAACGAUUGUCCUGAACAUUAACAAGUCUCUAUGAAAUGGAAAAUCGAGGGAUCACCAGUAUUCUCUAUUACUUGAUGCUAAACGCGCCGCUUUUGCUGUGUGUUAACGCAAAAUUUCUUGAAGUCCCCCAGGAUGUGACUGCUAAAGAAGGGGAUGAUAUUGAGAUGUCUUGUGCGUUCCGGGCCAGCGGGACCACCUCGUAUUCUCUGGAGAUCCAGUGGUGGUAUCUAAAGGAAGCAGCCAGAGAGCUGGCACAUGGGCUAACACUCGGCGCCCAGGCCACCAACAGGGCCAAGGUUACGUUAAAGAAAGAUGCCACCAAAAUAAGCACUGUCCGGGUAAUGGGAAAUGAUAUUUCGCAUAAACUACGCCUCUCCAGUGUUAAGAAGGAAGACGAGGGGGUUUAUGAGUGCAGAGUCACCGACUUUAUUGACGACGAAACUCAGGAACAUAAAGCCCAGGCGACCUUACGGGUGACAGCCCGCUACAGUCCGGAGAUGCAGGCGGCCGAAGCGGUCUCUCACAUUCAGAGUGGGAAUGGGCGCCGCAGGAGCAGCGCACGCUCCACGCCAGUGACCGGCGCUGACAAGCGGCGAGUGGCGGAAACGGCCAGCGACGGAGCGGCAUCCUCCUCAAUCACCCCCGCCUCAGUUACUCCACCCCCGGGCAAUGCGGCCAUGAUUGGACAGCACAACUCCGGUGGAAAGCCAACACAGAUACUAACAUCAGGUUUUGAACCCCUUUCUCCCCUGGCUCCCUUCCUCCUUAUCCCUUUGCUGAUCUUACAAAAGCUCUGCACAUAUUAGUAACCCUUUGACUGACUACAAAGUAACCUUUCUCCAGCAAACAGAGGAAAUGUGCAGUGAAGGCAUAAAAGUCUAUGGAGAGUGAAGAAUUUAAGAACUAGUGACAUCAAACUGCCUUUCAAAAUAUCAAAGGAAGCUUUUGAAGGCAAGGGAAGGAAAAAUAUUCAUUCGAGGACAACCUUCAAAAAUUUUCAGCAGUCUAAUGUUGCACAUUCUAAAUGUUCACAAUGUGGUAAAUUAAUUUUACAAUAAACAUGAUGUAAAGCCUUGCCGGAUUUAGCAUGGCAAUUAUAAGAUUAUUUUCUUUGUGACAAAUUCUGCCUGCUUGUUUACUACUUAAAUUGUUCCACAGCCACCUAUCAGUUAAAGUGAGAAUGCAGGGUCAGUAAAUCUAAUGAAAUGUGAAUAUUUUUAAUUGAUGCAUUUGGUUACUUCCUUUGUUUCCUUUGGUGGCAUUUGGAUUUGGUUCCCUUUCAAAUUUUAUGUAGAUACAGCUCAUUCCACCAUAAAUACUACGUAGCAUCAACAAUAUUUAUUUUUUAAUAAAGAUGGGAAUUAGGUAAGACAUUCAUUUAUAAACUGUAUUGAUAUAUU
This is a messenger RNA of Mobula hypostoma (lesser devil ray), 2005 nucleotides long. It is a transcript of the gene vstm2b, whose product is annotated as V-set and transmembrane domain containing 2B. The transcript is spliced from 6 exons. Gene Ontology annotation, cellular component: membrane. Lineage: Eukaryota; Metazoa; Chordata; Chondrichthyes; Myliobatiformes; Myliobatidae. The coding region runs from base 641 to 1411 and encodes 256 amino acids. The record is from RefSeq and is a predicted model, not a curated record.